Molecule: messenger RNA, 2268 nt
Organism: Drosophila sechellia
Lineage: Eukaryota; Metazoa; Arthropoda; Insecta; Diptera; Drosophilidae
Gene: Mks1
Product: Meckel syndrome, type 1
Exons: 1
Coding region: 101-2203 (700 amino acids)
Biological process (GO): cilium assembly
Cellular component (GO): MKS complex
Source: RefSeq, a predicted model, not a curated record
ACAAAAUGGAAAACAAACAAGGAAGGCCAGUAGUUUACAAUUUUUGAGGUUUGAACAAAGAAACUAAAAAUUUACUGGGCAAAAUAAUUAUCGGCGCAUCAUGCUAAAAAGCAGGGACAUAAAGCGCACUGGAGUUUAUCGCGUGAGCGGAAACAUUGGUGAUCUGCAAUUGGAACUGAAGCUGCGUCACAUCAGUGAAUGGCUGCCGGUCCCCAAAUUUGAGUACGCGGGAGCGCAGUCGACGAACGCAUAUGGUGACCACUAUCCCGGAUCGGAGGAAGACGUCUGGCAUGAUUGCUAUAUUCAUGUUCCCCAGGGCGAUGAUUCGUAUGGGGGGAGGAAUUGCUUGGGCUACAACUGCAGUUAUUAUAAUGUGGGAACUGGUUACACCGGCAGGCGACGAAGGAGUCCCGUAGCUCAGCAUGGGGGGGAGGACAAGGAGAAGAAUGAGGAGGAAAUAACCGAUCUGGAUCUGGAGUCCCAAAGUAAUCGCUCGGGGAGCAUCCUAAGUGAUAAUAGUCGUCCUCCCGCUGGUGAUCUCUUCUAUAAACGGAAUAAGGAACUCUGCAAUGGUGCUAUAGCCACAAUGCGCAUAUCCUGGCAGCAAAAGCACUUUAGUCAAGCGGAACUGGAGCAAUAUAUCAACAAUCCUGGAAGUUGCGCCCCGAAACUACAGCGGCGCUAUCACAAUUGGGCCUUGGAAACCCUGAAGCUACAACAGCGUUAUCUAAGGAAACUAGAGAAUCUGGAAGAUGCGGAGAAGCAGCAGGAUCCUGAGCCCAUUAAAGUUCGUCGCCGGAUACGAAAGCCCAAAUCGAAGCAGAGAGGCUGCUCUGCCGUAACUCACCCGACUAUUGCCAGUCUGUCCUCGGCGAAUAUGUCGGAGGUUUCAGUACUGGAUGAUCCCAACUUUGCCGCCAGAACGUGCCUUAUACACACCUUAUUGGAUAAUGAUUCCGAGAAUCUUAUGCCCGCCGAAGCGAGUGAAUUCCAUAAAAAGGGCUACCAGCUAAUGUACAUCUAUGCCGAUCUGCAGCAGGACACACUGUUGGUCAGUAUACGAUAUGAUCCCGAACAGGGUCUGCUCUAUGUCUAUCCGGAUUUCAGCAGCAGUGCCCAGGAUCUGGAUUAUGUGGUUCAGAUCGAGCGGAAUAACGAUUGCCGACAAUUGUAUGCCUUUGGCUUUGAGAAUGUCACACCGCUAGAGGCCUACCACGAUGACGGUUUCUCUGAGGAGGCGGAUGGCGAGGAUGAGCAGGAACUGGGGGAUGGCUUACCCAUCGAAGAAGAUCUGCCCGAAGAUGCCUCCGCCGGGGAGAUUCUCGAGUUUUACCACAGACGGCGAGCAUCCGCUAGCGAGAGGAGAAGUCUCCUCCAGUUCGAAAUGCCGCCCAAGAGGAUGAAACGGGUCAGUCUGCUGCUGGAACUACAGAAAGCCCAAAACUUUGAGAACCCCAACAUACAUGUAAGAUACUAUCUGAAAGCUCCAGCACAUACCUACUAUGAGGGUACACCUGGGGUGGAUACCAUGCAGGGAGCCACGGCCACGUGCAAGAAUGCCGGCGACUGGAGGAGUGCCCAUUUGGGUCACUGCUGGCAGGUGACCCUGCUCCUGGAGGAACAACAUCAUCCGGCUGACCUACUGCAUCUGUAUUUUGAAGUGAUCAGCAUAGAUAGCUGGCAGCGGGAGCGAUGUGAGGGAUAUGCCCACUAUGCGAUACCGCUAACAUCCGCCCUGCCAACAGACUCCAUAUGGCUGCAGUGCAUCCGACCAUUGGGCAACUGGCUAGAUGCUCUCAAUCGGUAUUUCAUAGGCGGUCGGCAGCUGUUCGACUUUGAGUCCUUCUUCGACGUACACCGGCAAUCGGAAAUGCAUUCCCGUUUGGACUUCAAAUCUGACAGGCCAAUGACCACCACGGGAACACUUUCGCUCCGGCUUCAAAAGCUUCAGCAGCGCCAAAUAGACACAUGUGACCAGUUCCACCACCACUUCCAUUUGGAUCUCGGCAACAAUAGUAGCGACGAUGGCGACAGCAAUGAUGACGAAAUCAGAUCCAGUUCAAAUCCUGAUACUGCGAGGGCCACCACUCUGGACGAGGUAAUGGCCGCCUUUGUGGAGGCCAGGAAACGGAUCGAGCUGCUCCUGGGAAACAGCUCAGAAACAGCCUCACCAUCAUCUGUAUACUUCCAGGCUGAGAUUUAAGCCCUUCAAUGAGUACAAUAAUAUGAUAGCAAAUGAUUUUGUUUUAUAUAUAAACUAAAAAACGA